This is a messenger RNA of Raphanus sativus (radish), 1157 nucleotides long. RefSeq names its product elicitor-responsive protein 3. The transcript has 7 exons. Bases 116 to 877 code for a protein of 253 amino acids. Lineage: Eukaryota; Viridiplantae; Streptophyta; Magnoliopsida; Brassicales; Brassicaceae. The record is from RefSeq and is a predicted model, not a curated record.
UGUAUUCAAAGCACGGACCGUCUCUUGAUUCAGCUCAUUAUUCAUCUUCGUUACUUUUUUUCUUUCUCAAAAACUAUUUCAAACCCUAGCAAGCAAGUUUUCUUCGAUCCAAUUCAUGUCGACGAUGGCGGGAAUUCAAGGCCAGGUCCUCGAGGUCACUGUGGUUGGGUGCCAGAAACUGAAAGACACGGAAUGGUUCUCAAGGCAAGAUCCGUACGUUGUCCUCGAGUACAGCGGCACUAGACACCGUACACGAACCUGCACAGAUGGUGGGAAGAACGCAGUGUUUCAAGAGAAGUUUAUGUUCACUUUGCUUGAAGGACUUAGGGAUCUUAAAGUUGCUGUUUGGAACAGCAAUACUCUCUCCACUGAUGACUUCAUUGGCAAUGCUACGAUUCAGUUGCAGAAGGUUCUUUCUCAGGGAUACGACGACUGUACCUGGACUCUCCAGUCCAAAACUGGCAGAUUUGCGGGAGAAGUAAGACUAAUUCUGCAUUAUGCAGGCGCAAAGAAACAAAAUUACGGGUCUGCGCCAUCAGCACCACCGUAUGCCCCUCAAGUACCUCAAUACUCAGCACCGCCUGCUCCAUCUCCAUAUUCAUCACCACCAUACUCUGGACCAUCUAUGUACCCACAAGUACAAUACUCUCAGCCGCAAUCGGCUUACCCACCAGCUUCAGCUUAUCCUCCUCAGCCAUCUGCGUAUCCUCCUCCUCCCUCAACUGCUUACCCUCCCGGUCCUUCAGCUUACCCUCCCGGUCCUUCGGCGUACCCUCCAGGUCCUUCGGCUUACCCUCCUCCUCCAUACCCUCCUCAACCAUCAGCUUAUUACCCGCAAGGUCCAUAUCCAGGACAAUACCCACCCCCUCCGUACUAAAGCUCCGGCAUUUAGAAUUUGACGAGAAGAUGCUAAUACUAUGAUGCUAUUCCUAGAACUUGAUGACGAUUUUUUUUUUGUUCUUUCUUUUAUCUUCUGUGUGAUCUUGUUAUAGGUUAGUUUUAUGCGAUGGUCAGUGAGACUCAUUAGGAAGUUUGGAUAUGUUCAAACAUCAAGCCAGCUUGCAGAUUAUGUUGCAGAAAAAUCUAAUUAUAACCUUAAAAGGACAUAUUGUGGUGUGUGUAGUUACAAUUUCUUAAGAGCUGGUUUAUGUUCUGUC